Messenger RNA from Echinops telfairi (small Madagascar hedgehog), 859 nucleotides. It is a transcript of the gene RSL24D1, whose product is annotated as ribosomal L24 domain containing 1. Gene Ontology annotation, biological process: translation; ribosomal large subunit biogenesis. Gene Ontology annotation, cellular component: ribosome; nucleolus. The coding region runs from base 29 to 520 and encodes 163 amino acids. Lineage: Eukaryota; Metazoa; Chordata; Mammalia; Afrosoricida; Tenrecidae. The transcript is spliced from 6 exons. Gene Ontology annotation, molecular function: structural constituent of ribosome. The record is from RefSeq and is a predicted model, not a curated record.
GGCCGGGUAGCAUCCGCGCGGGUUCAACAUGCGUAUAGAGAAGUGUUAUUUCUGCUCCGGGCCCAUCUACCCCGGCCACGGCAUGAUGUUCGUGCGCAACGACUGCAAGGUGUUCCGGUUUUGUAAAUCCAAGUGCCAUAAAAACUUUAAGAAGAAGCGAAACCCUCGCAAGGUCAGGUGGACCAAGGCCUUCCGGAAAGCCGCCGGUAAAGAGCUUACAGUGGAUAAUUCAUUUGAAUUUGAAAAGCGUAGAAAUGAACCUGUCAAGUACCAGCGAGAACUAUGGAAUAAAACUGUUGAUGCAAUGAAGAAGGUUGAAGAGAUCAAGCAGAAACGCCAGGCCACAUUCAUAAUGAACAGGUUAAAGAAAAACAAAGAGCUACAGAAAGUGCAGGACAUCAAAGAAGUUAAGCAAAACAUCCAUCUUAUCCGGGCACCUCUUGCAGGCAGAGGAAAGCAGCUGGAAGACAAGAUGGUACAGAAAUUACAAGAGGACGUGGAUAUGGAAGAUGUUUCUUAAAAAUCUUGCUGCCUGGAGCUCUUGCUACUCUACCUGUGCAUUUGAAAACUUUGAAGACUUGGAACUUCUCAUUGAUUGCUUUGUUUUGCAUACAGUCACUCAGAUAAAAGGUGAUUAAAAAUACGUCUACAUUGCUGUCUCUAAGUCAUCGUAUAUCAUAGAUGUUCAAUUGCAUCAGAGUGUUCAGUCUUCACUUACGUGAAUGAUGGAGACUCUUCGUUAGUAGAGGAGUGAAUUGUGACUAAAAGGUCUGUGUUGGCGUGAUGGCACAGCAGCGUUCAUGUGAUGACAAACAUUCAUGGCUAAUGACGUACAAUAAAAUUGUUCUUUGCAGUGAAA